Molecule: messenger RNA, 558 nt
Organism: Cylicostephanus goldi
Lineage: Eukaryota; Metazoa; Nematoda; Chromadorea; Rhabditida; Strongylidae
Source: the annotation of a GenBank genome assembly
CUGCUAGAGUUACUGCGAGAAAAUGAAACGUCAUCCAAAAAUCGUGACACUGACCUGCGGAAACAAAUUCCUGUCACCAGCGCGUCUGCCAGUACUAAUCUAGACUUAAGCGGAAGACCGCGGAAGUCGCGAUUCGAUCAGCCACCACCUGAAAUCGCUAGCGCUGGGUUUGUACCCAAACCCGUCCCUCCGUCAUCGAUCGGUUAUGUCGGUACGGUACCAGCAUUAGGUUCAUCUAUCAAAGACACUGAUUUGCGAUCUCAACCGCCACCUACGCUGGCGUUUUCUAUCAAGAAGGCUACACCAACUUCAACCUUGAACCCUUCGGCUCCUCUCAUAUUCGGUGAAGAUGUCGAUGAUGAAGAUGGGGAAGAUAAUCAGCGGAAGACAAGUGAACGAAAGGACCGUGAUGACCGAGUCAAACGAUGGGAUAAGCCAGCCGACGUAACAGUGCGAGACAAACAAGGUGGUGAUCUCGUCGUUCGUCCAUCGACAACGCAGUCUCAGCCAACGACAUAUUCUGUUCCCUUGACGCAAUCUGGGGUAGAGAUCACUUGA